Messenger RNA from Elephantulus edwardii (Cape elephant shrew), 1551 nucleotides. It is a transcript of the gene OGFR, whose product is annotated as opioid growth factor receptor. The transcript has 7 exons. NCBI's taxonomy places the organism in Eukaryota, Metazoa, Chordata, Mammalia, Macroscelidea, Macroscelididae. Gene Ontology annotation, molecular function: opioid growth factor receptor activity. Gene Ontology annotation, cellular component: membrane. The coding region runs from base 1 to 1551 and encodes 516 amino acids. The record is from RefSeq and is a predicted model, not a curated record.
AUGGACGACUCCGACUGCUGCGACUCCACCUGGGAGGAGGACGAGGAGGACGCGGAGGGAGACGCGGAGGGUCCAGAGAAGGGGGUCGACGCGGACGGGGACGCACCGGGGGACACGGACGAGGAAGACGACGACGACGACCAGCCGCGGGCGGGGCGACACGGCGCCUUCCAGGCCAGGGUGCUGGUGUCUCGGAACUGGCGGGCUAUGCAGGACAUGUGCAGAUACCGGCACCACUACCCGGACCUGGUGGAGCCAGACUGCAAUGGGGAUAUGCCCAACCUGAGCUUCUACAAGAAUGAGAUCCGCUUCCUGCCGAAUGGCUGCUUCAUCGAGGAGAUUCUCCAGGAUUGGAGGGAAGACUACCAGCUCCUGGAGGAUAACCACUCCUACAUCCAGUGGCUGUUCCCUCUGCGAGAGCCCGGAGUGAACUGGCACGCCAAGCCCCUCACACUGAGGGAAGUUGAGGCCUUUAAGAGCUGUCCGGAGGUCAUGGAGCGGUUUGUCCAGGCCUACGAGCUCAUGCUGGGCUUCUAUGGGGUGGAGCUGCAAAACCGGGACACAGGCGCUGUGCGCCGAGCACACAACUACCAGAGACGCUUCCAGAACCUGAACUGGCACAGCCACAACAACCUCCGCAUCACACGCAUCCUCAAGUCGCUGGGCGAGCUGGGCCUGGAGCAGUACCAGGCGCCGCUGGCGCACUUCUUCCUGGAGGAGACGCUGGUGCGGCGGCAGCUCCAGGGGGUGCGGCAGAGCGCACUGGACUACUUCGUGUUCGCCGUGCGCUGUCGCCGCCAACGCCGCGCGCUGCUGCGCUUCGCCUGGGAGCACUUCCGGCCGCGGAGCAAGUUCGUCUGGGCGCCCCACGACAAGCUGCAGCGGCUGCUGCCCCACCAGCCAGGAGACAACGGCCUGGAGAGCCUCCAUGACAAGGCUGCCCAGGGUCAGCCCAGCCGACCAGGUGGACCGGGCGGGGACGGUGUGCCCCAGGAGUCAGAAUCUCCCAAGAGAGAACUCGACAGUGUGGGUGUUGAAGUGAGGCCUUGUGGGGAGCAGGAGCCUGCGCCCACCAGCCCCAUAGAAAGCAAGAAGAGGAAGCUGGAGGUGAACCGGGGCGACCCAGGCCCACAGAGCCCCUCAGAGGUGGAGAGGAUAGCUCUGAACCUGGAGGGGUGCGCCCUCAGCCAGGGCAGUCUCGGGACCAGUGCCCAGGAUGCAGGGACCCAGGACCUCGAGGAAGAAGAGCAGCCCUGCACCCAGCCCACGGGUGCUAAGGUGGCUGACGAGGUCAGGAAGCGGCGGAAGGUGGACGAGGGCACAGUGGGCAGCAGUGAGACCCCAACACCAGCCCCUGCCUGCACCUCUGCUGCGUCCAGAGCACCAGAGAAUGUGGGGGAUGAGAGUGGAGGGGGUGAGGGUGCGCUCAACGAGGCUGGAAGCCUGACGGCAGAGGAGGGAACUGUUGACAGGAGCCCUGCUGAGGGCCCCAGUCAGGCCCUGGCCCCCCUCCAUGAAGAGGUGUCCACAGCCACACCCACAGAGCCAUAG